AAAGUGUAUACCCAAAUCUGAUUUAUUCAUUCAAGUAAAAAAUAUGACAAAUGAUGAUGAUGAUAUAAUACGCAUGAAUAUCCUUGCGUUUGUUUUAGUGGGGUGGCGUAACUUCAGGUUAGAAAAACACCCCAUUUGCUAAAAAGUAAACACCAUUACUGAAAUUAAAUGCAAACAUAACUUCUGCUUGAUAAUUUAAGAACAAAAAAAAAAUGCUUCUCAAGCAAUUUUACAUUAAACUAAAACAUGCUUCUCAAGCAAUUGUAGCAGCAUAUGCUAGAUCAGCGGCAGGCCAGCAGCAUCAUCUUCGGCAACGAGUUCAUCGCGAAAGAGGAGCUUAAGGUAUGGCAGGACUGUCGGAACCACGGGAAGAUCUGCUGCAUUUAUAUGUUGGGUAUUACGACAUAAUUAUUUGUACAUUUGUAUUGAUGUAUAUUAUCAUCAUAUAUUAGUUAUUGUUGUAAUUCUCUCUUAUCACUUUAGAUUAGAAUAGUUAGUUAGAACAGCCUUAUCACAACUCCUUGUAACUACUAUAGAUACAUUACAUUGUACACGUUACUCAAUGAAUAUCAAUUAUCAUUCCUCUACAUGGUAUCUAGAGCUUAUUAAAAAAAAAUCGGUCCUUCAUCAUGGUCAUCACCGACGCCACGACCGUCGUCUCCAUCACCGCUUCCACCCAUUUUCCCAUAAAACUUACCCAAUCCAACUACCCCGUCUGGAAAUCCCAAGUCUAUGCCGCUCUCAUCGGCCUUGGACUUGAAGAGUAUGUUGAUGGCACCAUCACCAUUCCCAGUCAAUUUCUUGAUCCUGCAAAAUCACGCCCUAAUCCAUGCUUCACUGUCUGGUUCCACCAAGACAAAACUAUCCUCAGUGCCUUGCUCGGAAGUUGCUCCGAUGCAAUCCAACCGGUUAUAUCAUCUGCCGCUACUGCCCGACAAGCUUGGGACCGGCUAUCCCUUACUUAUGCGAGUUCAUCUCGUGGACGGAUCAUCUCUCUAAAAACCACGCUGGCUCGGACUACGAAGGGGACACGAUCCAUCACUGCAUAUCUUACCGAGAUACAAGCUAUUGCUGACGCGCUCGCCUUGGCACAAAAUCUUGUUUCCGAUGAAGAUCUCGUCAUUAACAUUCUGAACGGCUUGGGAUCGGAAUACUCCGAAAUCAUAUCCGUUAUUCGUGUGCGACAAACUGCUCUACCCAUAGCGGAACUCCAAGAUAUCCUAUUAGAACAUGAAUCCCGAAUUCAAGAAGCUGCCUAAAGAAGUACAGAAUUUUCUAGAACGUUGUGGAGAAUCCUAGAGAAGUCUAGAACUCUCUAGAAGCUUGCGGAAUAGUGUUGAAUCCUCUAAAAUAUUCUGGAGAUGUGUGGAACCUUCCGGAAGCUUAUGGAAGAGUAUGGAAGCAUAUGAAAGGAAAUGGAGAGGUGCAUAGAUUCCUUAGAAUUCUCUAGAAUAGGUAGUCAUGUGCUCCUUGGAAUUCUCUAGAAUAGGUAGUCAUGUGUAGAUCAUUCUAGAGAACUAUUUUCACCACUCAUUAUGGAGGUGGAGUAGUAUAAAUUAAAUAGGAGUAGAGACCUCCAUUCCUAACCAUCGUAGCAAUCCUAACCAAGAGUGAAUCCACUUCUUAGAGCGAGAAAGUUAGAGAGCCUCUUUGAAAGAGAAGAGAGAUAGCUUGGGAAUUUCCUAUCCUCAAGCUUGAGUGAGCCAUCAUUGAGUGAGACAAUUUUAUAACAUCCUUGUAAAUCCUACUAUUCUUUUGUAUAGUGGAAGAAUCUCCAUAUUGGAGAAUUUAAAUCGUGUGCUUUCAUUACCACCUUAAUUCCUAAGUGUCUAUCUUAACUUCACGAAGUGAGAAAAGUCCGGAGUUUUUCCCAACAUUAUACUCAUCAGAUCAAAAGCAAUGCAGGUUUUAUGCAUGUGGGAUUCGUCAAACACCGGAAUCUUAGGGUAUUUUUGGCUGAAGAGUGUAAGGAUGACGCGAUGCGCUCAGGCAGUGUCCCCCGUCUCAACCGCUUCCUUUGUUGUGCUGUGGUUUCUUGCUAUGGCCUCUUCCAGCAUCCCAUCUUCAAAUGUAGUCU
Molecule: messenger RNA, 2077 nt
Organism: Cuscuta europaea
Lineage: Eukaryota; Viridiplantae; Streptophyta; Magnoliopsida; Solanales; Convolvulaceae
Source: the annotation of a GenBank genome assembly